CCACUUUGCUUCGGCCCACAUUUUGCGUUUUGGCCGCUCAGUGUACGUGUGACUAGCAAAAGUUAAAGCAGACAGAGAACAACAAAGUAUUAAAAAACGAAAUAUGGCUAAUCGGGAUUUACAACUGAAUUCCGGCAUGCGAUGUGCCAAAUAUAUGCUCAUCAUAGUGAGCUUUAUGUUUGCGCUGACAGCCAUCUUGCUGAUCAUGGUCGGAACAACCAUUCAAACCAUUUUCGGAGACUUUAGUCUUUUCAUCGAUGGCCACUUCUCAUCUCCGCCAGCUCUGGUGAUAGCCAUUGGUUUUAUAUUGAUUGCAGUGGCCGUUUUGGGAGCGUACGGAGCUAUCAAGGAAAGUGUGAUGCUUAUUAAUCUGUAUGGCGUGUGCCUGUUCAUAGUCUUCAUCUUGGAAGUCUCAGCUGCAAUUGCUGCCUUCGUAAUGCAGACGCAGGUGAAGGGAAUGCUGAUGCGCACCAUGCACCAGGCCUUGUCGGAAUAUGAGAAGGACAGCUAUGUGGCAACUGGAGUCGAUUUUAUGCAAUCUGGUUUGGAGUGCUGCGGUGUUGGCAGUCCCGACGAUUGGAAGCAGUACUAUAGCCCCAACUUCAAUAUAACUGCCGAUUCCGAUGAUGUCGUGGUGCCCACUUCCUGCUGCGGCAGUCUGUCGGAGGAUUUCGAAAACGAGAACGAACUGAAGUGCUUGCAGCCCUUCGAGUAUGGGUGCUUCCGCAAAAUGAACUUUAUCAUUUCACAGAGUGCCAUGUUGAUUGCCACGGGAGCCACAACUGUGGCGUUUGUCCAGCUCUUGGGCGUCCUCUGCGCCUUCAUGUUGGCCAAAACUCUGCGCCGGAACAAGUCCAUCCGCGAGGCUCGUCGCUGGCAGCUACAGCAGAGCCUGGGAGUCCUGAUCUCUGGCGGAAAGAUGGUACCACCCCAGAAUUCAGCGGUGACGGGCUACCAGCAAUUGGACAGCACCGAGCAAGGCUCUAGUGAUCCCUACACCUACACACCACAAAGCCCCAGUGUCAACUAAAGGAUGAACAGAGCGAUAAUACAUUCUACAUACUAUAUAAAUACUAAUAUACAUAAAUGAUUUUCAAUUAUUGUUAACUAAACCAAAGUCAAACGGUUCGUCUUAUGACGAGGUGUUCCCAAAAAUAAAAGUUUGUCAGUCCCGAGUUCUAAGGACUGUCCGCCAAA
Molecule: messenger RNA, 1197 nt
Organism: Drosophila willistoni
Lineage: Eukaryota; Metazoa; Arthropoda; Insecta; Diptera; Drosophilidae
Product: 23 kDa integral membrane protein
Exons: 5
Coding region: 104-1030 (308 amino acids)
Cellular component (GO): membrane
Source: RefSeq, a predicted model, not a curated record